Coffea arabica (coffee) is the source of this 1140-nucleotide messenger RNA. RefSeq names its product 2-C-methyl-D-erythritol 2,4-cyclodiphosphate synthase, chloroplastic-like. The record is from RefSeq and is a predicted model, not a curated record. Gene Ontology annotation, biological process: terpenoid biosynthetic process. Lineage: Eukaryota; Viridiplantae; Streptophyta; Magnoliopsida; Gentianales; Rubiaceae. Gene Ontology annotation, molecular function: 2-C-methyl-D-erythritol 2,4-cyclodiphosphate synthase activity.
GAGACCUCAUCAGCUGACCGAUACCAGUAUCAGUAUCCCCACCACACAAAUCACCCAAAACCACGCCGCAGAGUCACCGACACCCCUCCCGCCAAUGGCUAUGGCCACGACGACGUUAUCUGCCACCGCAAAAAAUUCCUUUCAAAACCACCAGAGGAGACUGCUCUAUCCACUUUCUUUCUCCUCCUCCUCGGAUGUGUACUGUCACCAGAUGCUUGAAUCGGACGUCGUCGUUUGCUCUCAGGUCCGCGAGUAAACAACAGUCGCAGCCACUGCCACUGGUAGUCUCAGCCACCAGCGCCGCCGUGGAAGCUGACCCUCAGUCACUACGGCCGCUUCAUUCAAAACUCCUACCCUUCCGCGUCGGUCACGGCUUCGAUCUCUCACCGCUUGAACCUGGAUACCCUCUGAUCAUCGGAGGUAUCAAUAUUCCUCAUGAAAGAGGCUGCGAAGCUCACUCCGAUGGUGAUGUGUUGCUGCAUUGUGUGGUGGAUGCAAUUUUGGGAGCUUUAGGUUUACCAGAUAUCGGGCAGAUAUUUCCGGAUUCGGAUCCUAAAUGGAAAGGCGCUGCGUCUUCUGUUUUCAUCAGAGAAGCCGUGCGGCUGAUGCAUGAUGCAGGUUAUGAGCUAGGAAACCUGGAUGCCACUUUGAUUUUGCAAAGGCCAAAAUUGAGCCCCCACAAGGAGGUUAUCAGGUCCAAUUUGUGCGAGCUGCUUGGCGCGGAUCCUUCUGUUGUGAAUUUGAAAGCAAAAACUCAUGAGAAGGUUGACAGCCUUGGGGAGAAUAGGAGUAUUGCGGCACACACUGUGGUGCUUCUUAUGAGGAAGUAGCAGAUAAUAGGUUUCAAAAUAAAAGUUAUCUUCAAUAAUUUCAUGAAGUCGUCAAACUUAAAUGCAUGCUCCUCGUCCAUGGUCCUGAUGUCAAAGGAGUUGAGUUGACUGCGCACGUGGAUGAAUUCAGCCCAAAUAUUCUCUACCUGCGCAUCAAAGUUAGACUUGUGUAUCUUUUCUAGUUUGAAUGUCCUCGUGUUUUCACUAUCUCCGCCUCUCUUCCCCUUUCCCCUUCCUCUCCCAUCCCAAACGUGGCGAAUUCUAUACUCGAAAAGUCAAUACUAUAGUCAUACUAUAUCUGCUUCAAUAA